UUUAAGGAUGAUAUACCUUGGAUGUUUCCUGUUGCUCUGUGGGCUUACGCAUGUCAUGGCAAGCUAUCCUAUCUGGUGGUCACUAGCAGUCGGCCACCAGUACUCAUCACUGGGCACUCAACCUAUCCUUUGUGGCAGCAUACCAGGCCUAGUGCCCAAGCAGCUGCGUUUCUGCCGGAACUAUGUGGAAAUCAUGCCGAGUGUGGCUGAGGGGGUGAAGAUUGGCAUCCAGGAGUGUCAGCACCAGUUCAGAGGCCGACGCUGGAACUGCACCACGAUCAAUGACAGUCUGGCCAUUUUUGGUCCAGUGUUAGAUAAAGCCACUCGAGAGUCAGCUUUUGUUCACGCUAUUGCCUCAGCGGGAGUGGCGUUUGCGGUGACCCGUGCCUGCGCCGAGGGUUCAGCCAACAUCUGUGGAUGUGAUACACGUCACAAAGGCCCCCCUGGUGAGGGCUGGAAGUGGGGUGGCUGCAGUGAGGAUUUGGAGUUUGGAAGCAUGGUGUCCCGGGAGUUUGCUGAUGCAAGAGAGAAUCGGCCUGACGCACGCUCAGCAAUGAACCGCCAUAACAAUGAAGCAGGGAGAGUGUCUCUCAACGACAACAUGUUUCUGAAGUGUAAGUGCCAUGGACUCUCUGGCAGCUGCGAGGUCAAGACAUGCUGGUGGUCUCAGCCUGACUUCCGAGUUGUUGGGGACUACAUGAAGGACAAGUAUGACAGCGCUUCUGAGAUGGUGGUUGAGAAACAUAAGGAGUCCCGUGGAUGGGUGGAGACCCUGAGACCCAAGUACAACUACUUCAAACCCCCUACAGAGCGCGACCUGGUUUAUUAUGAAAGUUCACCCAAUUUCUGUGACCCCAAUCCUGAGACCGGCUCCUUUGGCACUCGGGAUCGCAUCUGCAACCUGACGUCCCACGGCAUAGACGGGUGUGACCUCUUGUGCUGCGGCAGAGGUCACAACACGAGGACUGAGAAAAGAAAGGAGAAGUGUCACUGUAUUUUCCACUGGUGCUGCUAUGUCAGCUGUCAAGAGUGCGUGAGGGUGUACGAUGUGCACACCUGCAAAUAGAGAGGUUUUUGUCUUUUCUCACCAAAACAUAAUGACUUCACUGGGUUGAAGAAGAAAUGCAGAUUCCCACCUGCAAGACCAGAGAGACUGUAAAGCUCUGUGACAUGUGCGCGGACAAAGACACAACUGCCUCGUGUUUUUGUUUUGAUGCUACAAAGAGUGAGUCUCUGCCUAAAUUAACUGAAACAGCUGAGUAGGUGUCAAAGUCCACGAACGUCACCCUGAUGGAUGGAUAGUUGUGAUGAUGGCAAUAAUGUUGAUAUCCUUACCGAGCAUGAAAAAGGUGUCCUGAUGUAGGAAAGGAGAACUUGACAAACACCAUAUUGGUGAUUUUUUUCCCAGUGUAGUUACUUUUAAUCAAGAAUAGUCCAGCACUACCAAUGCUUUCAAAUCUGCAAGGCAAAAAAAAAAAAACAUUUAAAAAAAGGCAUUUCGUUGAAAGUGAACGUUUCCUUCAGUGUGUAAUCAUCGCUUGUUUUUGCAGUGAAAAGUAACAAGAGUUGUGAGCAGGUCACAUGAUCAGACACUCAACAGCAUGUUUUCUCCUCCUCGACAUGACUACUUUAUUUGCGUAUUUUUGAACACUAACACGAUCAUUGUGUGCGUGAGUGUUUCUUUUACAAAGUGUUAUAUGUUACUGAUGUUUGGGUAAGAAUGCACUUGCACCUGAGUGAAUGUAGUUGUUUGCUGUGAUGUGUUUACAUUCUCAAUCUCUUAAGCUAACCAGUUAAUAUCUGCUUUAAACCACUAAUUUUAUUCGCGAGUAGAAAGGAAGCCACAUCCAACAAGCGUCGGCAAAACGAGAAUAUAGUACGCAGUCUGCACAUUUCCUGAAAGGCCAGAGAACACCUGGAUCAAAAAAACCAUCAAGAGUUAUGACCAAAGACCAGAAAAGAGCCUCCCCAUCCACCGCAUGAGGCUGUGAUAGUCAGUACCAUUGAUGAAUAUGAAGCAUGUUCUCCUUAUUCUUAACAGUAUUAGUGAUGUGCCACGUGACUCGGUGUGGGGAAAGCUGUUAUUUAUUAAAGGUGUAUUCCCAU
Messenger RNA from Maylandia zebra (zebra mbuna), 2106 nucleotides. It is a transcript of the gene wnt3a, whose product is annotated as wingless-type MMTV integration site family, member 3A. NCBI's taxonomy places the organism in Eukaryota, Metazoa, Chordata, Actinopteri, Cichliformes, Cichlidae. Gene Ontology annotation, biological process: neuron differentiation; canonical Wnt signaling pathway; cell fate commitment. The record is from RefSeq and is a predicted model, not a curated record. Gene Ontology annotation, cellular component: extracellular region. Gene Ontology annotation, molecular function: frizzled binding; cytokine activity.